Ornithorhynchus anatinus (platypus) is the source of this 2555-nucleotide messenger RNA. RefSeq names its product zinc finger protein OZF-like. Gene Ontology annotation, biological process: regulation of DNA-templated transcription. Lineage: Eukaryota; Metazoa; Chordata; Mammalia; Monotremata; Ornithorhynchidae. The record is from RefSeq and is a predicted model, not a curated record.
AGCCUGAAGCAGAUCCCUGGACCUGCCGGUGUCGGGGCCGUUCCUGACCGUCCUGCCCAGAGGGGUCCAGACCUGGGGCGGCUCCAGCAGCCAGCGAGUGCAGAGGAGGUGGUGACCCUGGUGGAGGACUACAGAAAGAGAGUGCCCCGAGAUUCUCCGCAUCAGAGACUCGCCCACGGGCCAGUGUCACUGGGAAAUAAGAGAAAGCAAUCAGCUGUUCCUGCUCCCCGGGGCCCUACGUUUCCCCAAGGCGGGAAUCCAGGAGAUAGGGCAAUGGCAGCUGCCCCUGAGAAAGCUAGGCCUCAGGGAUUGGUGACAUUCGAAGAUGUGGCCGUGAGCUUCACCUGGGAGGAGUGGGAGCAUCUGGACUCGGCUCAGCGCAACUUGUUCCGGGAUGUGAUGCUGGAGAAUUAUGGGAACCUCGCCUCCCUGGGAUUUCCAGUUCCCAAACCCGACGUUAUAUACCAGCUGAAGGAAGGGAGUCUGGAUCUGCUGGGAUCUGUUGAGGAAAGAGAUCCCUGCACAGAUUUUACAACUGGAACUGAAAUGACAAAAUCAAUUCCCCCAAAGCAGAACAGAUCUGAAGAAGGAGAUUUACAAAAGGCAUUCCUGGGAUGUCUUCUCCAGAGUAUUCUUGUGACUUCCGUGCACGAAAGAAUCUAUGAAAAUGAAGAUAGAGUAGAAAAACAAAGGAAGAAACCCACUGUGGAAAAACUGAAGAAAUUUCCUAACCAGGAUAGUGCUUUCAGAAAUGUGGAAGUCCAGAAGAAAGUCCCCACAGCAAAGAGGUCAAACGAAUGCAGAAAAGCUUUUGAAUGUAAUUCAUGCCAUACUGAACAGCAGAGAUUCCAUCCCGGAGCAAGAGUCAACAAUUACAGUGAAUGUGAGAAGACACCGGGUAACCAAACGGCCCUUAUUACACACGAUAACAUACGUAUUAGAGAGAAACCGUAUAAAUGUAAGGAAUGUGGAAAAGCCUUCAGUCAAAAUUCAGCCCUUAUUGAACAUCAGAGAAUCCACACUGGCGAAAAACCCUAUAAGUGUAAUGAUUGUGGGAAAGCCUUCAGUCACUACUCGACCCUUAUUAAACAUCAGCGAAUCCAUACUGGAGAAAAACCCUACCAGUGUAAUGAAUGUGGGAAAGCCUUCAGUCAGUAUUCAAAUUUUUUUAAUCAUCAGGUAGUUCAUACUGGAGAGAAACCCUACCAGUGUAAUGACUGCGGGAAAGCCUUUAGUCAUCACUCGACCCUUAUUAAUCAUCAAAGAAUUCAUACUGGAGAAACACCCUAUAAGUGCAGUGAAUGUGAAAAAGCUUUCAGUCGAUAUUCAAGUUUAUUUAGGCAUCAGAGAAUUCAUACCGGAGAGAAACCUUACAAAUGUAAUGAAUGUGCAAAAGCCUUCAGUCAACAUUCAGCUCUUAUUGGGCAUCUGAGAAUUCAUACCGGAGAAAAGCCUUACAAAUGUAGUGAAUGUGGAAAAGCUUUCAGUCAUAACUAUGCCCUCGUUGGACAUCUAAGAAUUCACACUGGAGAAAAACCCUACAAAUGUAACGAGUGUGGAAAAGCCUUCAGCCACCAUUCCGCCCUUAUCGGGCAUCAGAGAAUUCAUACUGGAGAGAAGCCUUACAAAUGUAAUGAAUGUGAAAAGGCUUUCAGUCAACACUCAGCCCUUAUUAAACACCAGAGAAUCCAUACUGGAGAAAAACCCUUCAAAUGUAAUGAAUGUGGGAAAGCCUUCAGUCAUCACUCAACCCUUAUUAAACAUCACAGAAUUCAUACCAGAGAAAAAUCAUACAAGGUAAGUAAAUGUAAGAAAGCUCACAGGAAUUACCCAACACUAAAGAUUCAUGCUGGAGAAAAACCUUACAAAUGUGAAUGUCAAAAGGGCUUCAGGAAUCUCCCUUUCACCAUCAUUAAGUAUUAGAGGAUUGAUUUGAUCUGGAGAGAUAUGAGGCAAAUCUAAUGAGUGUGGAAAAGUUAUAUAAAUAAGGGAAUUAAUGCCAGAAAGCAGCUUAACAGAUAAAAUUUAUGUGGAGACAUCUUUAAUAAAUGCUGACUUACAAUGAAGAGGAAACCAGUGCAAAUAGAUCCAAGCUCAGGCUUUUCUACCUAUGUCUCCGAGUUGGAAAAGUAUGCUAACAGAAUUAAAGUCCCAUGUAUAAUUAGCACUAUUCGGGCAUGUGUGAUGCUCCUGUCAGCUGUAUGGAUAAUGUCUGCUUUCUCUGAGCAAGGAAAGAGCUACUCUAAACCAAAGAGCCAGUUGAACCUCAGAGCCAAGUAGGAGAAGUACGGCACUUUCCAUUCCUCAAACCUCCUCUAGUGCUUCUGGCCUGCUCUUCAGUCAUUAAUGACGUAGUUACUAGAGUUGAUUUGAAAGGUUUUUCUCCAGAUCAGUAUCAGUCGACUUGGGGAUUCUCUAGGCAAUGGGCCAAACUUUUCCACCACAGAAAAGUUACAGAACCGGAAUUCACGGCUUAUUCAAUAGUAGAUCAUUCCUGUUUUUUUUAAAAAAAAUCAAAAAACAACAAUAAACAUAAUGAAUGUGGACAAUUUUCA